Messenger RNA from Funneliformis mosseae, 1212 nucleotides. Lineage: Eukaryota; Fungi; Glomeromycota; Glomeromycetes; Glomerales; Glomeraceae. The record is from the annotation of a GenBank genome assembly.
AUGAAAGCUAUCAGAAAUUUUCAUUUAGAUACUGUCGCAACCGACAUUCGUCGUAAUCUCACUUCAAUAAAUUCUAUAGUAAAUAAUGAUACCAAGCAUUUGACUAAAUUGCUUGCGGCGGAACGUGGGGUGUGUGAUUCUCUAAGUACUCUGACAUAUGAACAAAAUGAAGCGGCAAAAUAUCUUAGCAUUUGGGGGAAAAGCGAAGACGUUGAUUUAGGUGAUAUUACCGAGAAACUAGCUCUUUUAUUUGCAAAGUUGUCGGAAUACGAAGGUAUUCUUGCGGAACGUUAUGCCCAAUAUCGUGGACAUUUAAAAGAUAUUCGUUCACGUGAAGAAACAAUGAGAGAGAAUCGACUCAAGAAGGAAUCUCUUUGGAAUAAAAUCGAAAAAGAAGAACGAAAGGCAUCUCAUUCAAAACAUCCCGAAGCUGCCGAACAAAAGCUUAAAGAUUUCCAGAAGGAAUUGGAAAAGGUCGAAAAGGAAUCGCUUGAAGCACUAUUACUUCAAUUAGAUGGUUUUCUUGAGUUUGGUGAAAAGUUGCUAAUUAUAGCUAAUUAUAGUAAGGACAUUGUUGAACAGAUUUCAACAGAAACAACAACACCUGGCGAGCCCAGGAAGACAUAUACGGGUUAUGAGAAAACUUCACAGGCUAUUUCAAAUGCUACUGCAGCUCUUUCUGCGUGGGCUCCUAAACAUCGGCCAGAUGAUUCAAUUACAACAACAGUAACUUCUGAUGUAGACGUGCCUACGCCACUUACUUUCGACUCUUCAAAUCGAAAACCUACUAGUGGAUCUCCUUUAACUGAUGAUUCAAAUGAAGCAGACCAUAGCGAUUUGGAUCAUUCUGAAGUAGAAACAGAAAAUCCUAGAGAUAAAAGCGAUCUAUCAACCGAAAUCAAAUCAGAUCUCAUAGAAACGUCAACAAUAGACGAUGAAGAAAAUGAAAAUGAAUCUGUAGUUUUUUCAUCAAUCCCAAGACCUCCAACACCACCUAAAGUCAAUACUGUAAAGUUCGAAGAUUCAGAACAGGAAAGCCCGCCUUUAAUAAAGGAACAAACUAUUAAUGAAAAUGUUCAAACACUGUCACAAGAAUCAACUGAAAAUUCUCAUGAAAAACUUGCAAUACCUUCAACUAAAAAAACCAAAUCGCAUAAACAAAAAGAUAUGAAAUAUGUACACUUUAGUGAUGUUGAAGACGAAAUUCCGUAA